This is a messenger RNA of Caenorhabditis elegans, 942 nucleotides long. RefSeq names its product DUF1793 domain-containing protein (gene F07C6.3). The transcript has 6 exons. Bases 16 to 651 code for a protein of 211 amino acids. Lineage: Eukaryota; Metazoa; Nematoda; Chromadorea; Rhabditida; Rhabditidae. The record is from RefSeq and is marked reviewed.
GUUGUUUCAAAUAAUAUGAGAUUGAGUCCUCUUUUUUCAUCUGUAUUUUUUGUGUUUUGCGUAGUGCAAUAUGUGGAUAACCAGCAAGUUUUUGGAUCAAUCGCUUUCUCGGCAAUCCAAAAAAUCGUUCCACAUGCUUCGGACGUCAAUGCUUUUGCUCUAGCACAAGGGCUUAACUCAAUUGUUGGACAGUAUUCUGCACAGAGGACACUUGUCAAUAAAUUCUUUUCCCAGAAUAAGGCGGGAUCUCCAAAUCCAAAAACUCUUUCGUUAUACGAUAACUCGACUUACAGCAAGCAGAAGUUGAUCGCGUUGGUUAACAAUCGACAAGCCGUUACUCAAUGGUGGUCGGACCUGACGCCAGGAAUCACAAAGAUCUACGGAGCUGCUCAGGCUACCAAAUAUAAGAAUCUCUACGCGUACUUUGACAGUCGGUACAUCAACAGCUUCUCAUACACGAUGGCUUAUUGGAUGAUGUGUGUUCUUUUACAAAACGCUUUUGGAGAUGAAGCAGACUACAAUGCUACAUCUGACUUGAUGUUCGACUCAUUAGAGAAACAACUAAACAAGUCAACUGCAAUUGCCUUCGAGAUCUACACAACUGCAUUCGAGGCCAAUCAUAAUCAGACUUUGAUGAAAGGAAAAUGGUAGAUACCUUGCAUUCCCAGUUUCCAAUAAAGUUAUUACUAUUAUUGUCGAAUUGAUAAUAAAACGAUACUUAAAUAAAUGGAGACACGCAUGAAGGCUCUUUUAUGUCUCCGCUACCUAAACACAUCUUUUUAUGAGCACUUAAAUGUGCUCCCAGUUGAUCAAUAGACAUCACUUUUUGCAAUGAUUGUAAUGAUGAACUUUUAUGUCUAAUUCUGUAACUUGUUUUGUCGUUUUAACAAUUUUUAUUUGACUCAAUCUUACGUAACACUGAAAUAAACUCGAAUCAUGACU